This is a messenger RNA of Artibeus jamaicensis (Jamaican fruit-eating bat), 1925 nucleotides long. RefSeq names its product zinc finger SWIM-type containing 2 (gene ZSWIM2). Lineage: Eukaryota; Metazoa; Chordata; Mammalia; Chiroptera; Phyllostomidae. Gene Ontology annotation, molecular function: ubiquitin protein ligase activity; zinc ion binding. The record is from RefSeq and is a predicted model, not a curated record.
GCGGCGGGUGGCUCCGUGGCUCUCUCCCCCGCCGCCAACGCCCGCACUCAGCCACGAUGCUCCACAGCGACCCGACCGUCUCUAAAAAGAGAAAACACUUGAACCACCGCCUCAGGGGGCAACAGCGCUUGGCGCUGAGCAGCAACAUCUACCUCCUAAGAGAGACUGGCCCCACCGGCUUCCUGCUGAGAGAGGAGGAGCCGGAGAACGGGGAUUUUCGAGUUUUUCUAGGAAAUCCCCAUGUUUGUAACUGUUCCACAUUUCAGAAAAAAGGGGAGCUUUGUAAGCAUAUAUGCUGGGUCUUGUUGAAAAAAUUCAAGCUUCCAAAGAAUCAUGAAUAUGCACUGAAGUUAGGUCUCAUGGAAGGGGAAAUCAAUGACUUGCUUCAGGGAAUACAUCAAGUUAAAGUUCCCCAGGAAAUAGAAAAUGAUGAAAACUCACAUAUCGAAGAAGGUGGAUAUGUUAAACAGAAGGAAAUUGACUCUGAUGAUAUCUGCUCUAUUUGUCAAGAAUUACUUUUAGAGAAAAGGCUUCCUGUCACUUUUUGCAGGCUUGGCUGUGGCAAUAAUAUGCAUAUAAAAUGCAUGAAGAUCUUCGCUAAUUAUCAGGAUACAAUAUCAAACACUUCUAUGUUGAAAUGUCCUCUGUGUAGGAAAGAGUUUGCACCAUUAAAACUUAUUUUGGAGGAAUUCAGAAACUCCAGCAAACUUGUGGCUGCAGCUGAGAAAGAGCAACUGGACAAACAACUUGGAAUUCCCUGUAAUAACUGUAAACAAUUUCCAAUUGAGGGAAAGUGUUAUAAGUGUACCAAAUGUACAGAAUAUCAUUUAUGCCAGAAAUGUUUUGAUAGCUGCUGCCAUCUUUCUCACUCAUUUACAUUUCGUGAGAAGAGAAACCAAAGAUGGAAAUCAGUAGAAAAAAGAUCAGAUCAAAUUGUAAAUAUAGAUAUUAAAAAUGAUGUGGAAGAAAAGAUGCCACACUAUCAAGAAAAGCAAGGCCAGGUUUACACCCCGAAACAGGCGGUGAAGUCCCUGCCUCUUUUAGUGAUCACCAGAAGCAGCGUGCUGCUCGCUCCAGGCUACCAGUGUCGGCUUUGUCUGAAGGCGUUUUGUCCUGGUCAAUAUAUAAGGUUGCUCCCGUGUACUCACAAGUUUCAUAGGAAAUGUAUUGAUGGUUGGUUAUUCUACAAGUGCAAUUCAUGCCCUCUUGAUGGACAAGUUAUAUAUAAUCCUUUAAUCUGGAGAAAUUCAGCAGUGAAUGGAUGCAUAUCUCAUUCUGAUUCAAACACAGACAUCAGUCAUCUGUCAAAACAGGAAGAAUCAAGACUUUUUGUUCCUGGUACUGGAUUAGUCUUAAAGCAAAAUAGACGUGGAAUUUUACCUAACAUCCAUCAGCGUAAUUCUGCAAUGUCGAAUACACCUCAAAGUUCCACAGAUACCUAUCAGAAUAUAACAACAGAUGAUCCACACUCUAUCAAAUUAGAUGAUUCAAAUUUAAGAAAAUUAAUAUAUGAAUAUAAAAUUAGCCAACAUUUCCCCAGGUAUCUUCAAGAUUUGCCCACUAGAAAUGUUGGGAGAAUAUUAUCUCAAACAUUUUUUCCUUCUAUUGCUCCCAACAUGUGUCCCAGUGGAAGAGAAAGCACAUGUAUCAAAGGAAAAUACCACACUGGUCAAAGCCAGAAGAUGACCGAAGGCGGUAAACACAUUAACCACAAUUUAAAGAAGAUUCGUGGUACUAAAAUGAAAGAGUAAAAUAGGAGCCCAGUGAUUGCAGAAGAUUUAAGUUUUAUUGUCAAUUGGAAUACACUAAGUUUGACUAAAAAACAUGAUAAUUGUAUGGGGAAAAAAUGUCAUCUAUCAAGAAGAUCUUUAUCUCAUCCUUUAAAUAAAAAAAUUCAGCUAUAUUUAACAUUGGAAGGAGUUUAG